Messenger RNA from Adineta steineri, 463 nucleotides. The record is from the annotation of a GenBank genome assembly. Lineage: Eukaryota; Metazoa; Rotifera; Eurotatoria; Adinetida; Adinetidae.
AUGACGGAAUGUGAAAAAUUACGUGUUGGUCACGAAUUUCUUAGCAACCAAGCAUGGCCGACUAGUUUUUACAAUGAAAAGCAUGAUCGAUGCUAUUGUAGCCGAUGUUAUCAGCAAUCAGACGAUGAUACAAGGACUGUUGGUGGUCAAACUUACGUUAUACCACGCGGCUGGACUCGCUUUGGUAUACAAGUCGAUGAAUCGUUUGCCCAGCAUCAUAAUGUAUGGACAGAAUGGGUGAAUUCUUAUCAUGGAACAAGUAUUGAAAAUUCUAAAUCAAUUGUUGAACAUCGACAAUUAUCCCUAUUCGAUGAUAUGACACAAGAUAAAAACGAAUCGGAAACACAACCUGACCAUGUUCCAGAAGAUUACUGCUUUUUAACUACACCAUCAAUCAAUUAUGCCUCUCUCAAUUGUAGAGGGCUGCAGGGCAAGACAUUUUAGUAACCUGUACCCUGCCCUU